Molecule: messenger RNA, 1370 nt
Organism: Anarrhichthys ocellatus (wolf-eel)
Lineage: Eukaryota; Metazoa; Chordata; Actinopteri; Perciformes; Anarhichadidae
Product: calpain-2 catalytic subunit-like
Exons: 6
Coding region: 683-1351 (222 amino acids)
Biological process (GO): proteolysis
Cellular component (GO): cytoplasm
Molecular function (GO): calcium-dependent cysteine-type endopeptidase activity
Source: RefSeq, a predicted model, not a curated record
ACAGUACACAGGGAACUUUACAAUAUAUAACUUUAUACUACGUCAUAUAGGUGAUGUAGUAUAAAGAGUCAGGAGGGUGGAGGUCAACAUACACAGCACUUUGACCCAGGAGAACGCUGUUCAUGUCGUGUUUUAACAUAAACUAAAGGUAUUAUAUUAUAAACUAUGACCUUUUUUUGUAAACUAAACGAAGUAGUUUUGUUUUCUGACAUAAAUAAAACGUUAAACGGUUACAGCGCCACCUUCAGGACUAACGGUACAUCUUCACCACACUGUUCAGGCUCCACCCACACUGUUCAGGCUCCACACACAUUAAUACGUUUUCGUUUAAAACAAAAACGAUCUCCACAUUAUGGAGAACAUGUAUACUUUUGUUCUUUUACAGUUUAUGUGUGGACUAAUAAGCAUUAAUAAGAAAAGGAAAGUCUUCCGUUUUGUGUCCGUCGUCCUCAAAGCCUCAAACCGUGACUUCAUCCGUUUACGUCCGUCUACACAAGGAGGUAACCUCUGAGUAUAUGAACUUAUCUGUUUACAUCCACACUAGGAGGUAACCUCUGACUAUAUAAACGUAUCUGUUUACGUCCGUCCACACUAGGAGGUAACCCUGGAGUGUUUUCUCGUCUGUCCAGGUGACUGCUGGCUGUUGGCGGCCAUCGCCUCGCUGACGCUGAACGAGUAUGUGAUGGCCAGAGUCGUCCCCACCGACCAGGGCUUCGGUGACGACUACGCUGGCAUCUUUCACUUCCAGUUCUGGCAGUACGGUGAGUGGGUGGACGUUGUGAUCGACGACCGUCUGCCGGUCAAAGACGGAGAGCUGAUGUUUGUCCACUCGGCAGAGGGGAGAGAGUUCUGGAGCGCUCUGCUGGAGAAGGCCUACGCCAAAGUCAAUGGCUGCUAUGAAGCCUUGUCCGGUGGUUCCACCACCGAGGGCUUUGAGGAUUUCACCGGAGGCAUCGCCGAGAACUUCGACCUCCAACGCCCCCCCAAGAACCUGUUCCAGAUCAUCAAGAAGGCCUUGGAGGCCGGAGCGCUGUUGGGCUGCUCCAUCGACAUCACCAGCGCCGCGGACUCGGAGGCCGUCACACGUCAGAAGCUGGUGAAAGGCCACGCCUACUCGCUGACCGGCGCCGUGGAGGUGAACUACCGCGGCCGACAGGAGAAGCUGGUGCGGGUCAGGAACCCCUGGGGUCAGGUGGAGUGGACCGGAGCCUGGAGCGACGGAUCGUCUGAGUGGAACUACGUGCAGGGAGACUGUCCCCAUGCCAAUGCAGAGGACGGAGAGUUCUGGUGGGUACUUAGCAUAGAAACGUGGUGCCGUUGUUAUCUUGUUGUUUUUUUAGCUGCAGAGUGAGAGCUCCUCUUUCCUCUCC